AUGACAAAACAUUCUGGAGGUAGAACUCUUCAACGUAUGAGGAUAGAUUUCAUGGGACCCUUUCCCACAUCUUUUGGUGAUCUAUACAUACUCUUGGAAGUAGACUAUGUGUCCAAAUGGGUGGAAGCCAUAUCAACACCUAAAAAUGACUCUAAAACCGUGCUGCAAUUCUUGCACAAGAUCAUAUUCACAUGUUUUGGAACACCACGAGCUAUCAUCAAUGAUGGAGGCACACACUUUGACAAUAAAUUAAUUGCCAAGGCACUGAAAAGAUAUAGAGUACGACAUUGGAUAGCCAUGGCAAUCGCCCCCAGACUAAUGGACAAGUUGAAGUCUCUAAUCGGGAAAUCAAACAGAUCCUUGAGAAAGUGGAAAAAUAAGGUCCCCGAGGAACCAUUUGAGGACUUUAUCAAAUCCAAGGAGGGAAUCACCAAGAAGAAAGUGCCAGAGUUAAUGAGUUUUGAUGACAAUGCCCUGUAUGAAGGUCUGGAGAGAGGAGCCAAAUUUGUUGCCAUGGCCAGAAUGGCGGCAGUGGUCAUAUACACGUGA
Molecule: messenger RNA, 549 nt
Organism: Hibiscus syriacus
Lineage: Eukaryota; Viridiplantae; Streptophyta; Magnoliopsida; Malvales; Malvaceae
Exons: 2
Coding region: 1-549 (182 amino acids)
Biological process (GO): DNA integration
Molecular function (GO): nucleic acid binding
Source: RefSeq, a predicted model, not a curated record